UCUCUGCCUGCCUGUCUGUCUGUGUCUCUCUCCCAUUCUCCACCCACCAUCAUCUGUGUGUUGAGUCAGAUCCACCAUAAUUCCCUGUAGCCUACCAGUGAUGUCUUGCUGUAUGUUUACUAUGACAUCAGAAUUAGUCAAUAAUAAACUCAUUGUGAGAAACAAUGGGCGGGGGAGGGGUACUGUGAAUAAAACAGACAUGCCCCAGGUGGGUAGUGAAUAAUUCAGAUACCCAGCUCCCUUACUUGAACCCCCUCUGCCCUCACCUGCGGAGCUAUGACUACAACCACACACGAUAACCAUUCAGCAUUUCUUCUGUCUCUGCCAAACAUCUACAGCCAGGUGAGUCUUUAUUCACAGCCAGCAGGUGAGUCUUUACUCACAGCCAGCAAGGUGAGUCUUUACUCACAGCCAGCAGGUGAGUCUUUACUCACAGCCAGCAGGUGAGUCUUUACUCACAGCCAGCAGGUGAGUCUUUACUCACAGCCAGCAGGUGAGUCUUUACUCACAGCCAGCAGGUGAGUCUUUACUCACAGCCAGGUGAGUCUUGUUUUUACUGCACAGCGGGAAUGUGAGAGAGAGUAUUCUUUUUACAAGAGGCUUGUGUUGUGGGAUGGGGAGUUGUAGUACAAUGUAGCGUUGGUUGUCAGUGAGGUGCAGGAAAUCUCCUGUCACUCAGUGUAAAGCUUUAGUAACUGCAGUUUGGAGUUGGCCAGAGGAGCAUCUGUGUAUGUGGUUUAUAUCCAAAAUACAUGGACUGUAGUGUUUUGUGUGUAGAGACCUGAAAUAGGAGGAUUUUACAUGAAUUCAGGAAUAUGUAUUUAUUUGUAUGUAUUUUAUUUUGUGUGCUGGCAGUCACCCAUCUCCUGGUGUGUGUUCAGGUAUGUGUGUGUGUGUACCUAGCUGUAUGUCUGUGUACCACUCUCAUUGUGUCUGUCCCUUGCAGCAGUACCAUGGUGUCUGGUGCUAUAGCGUUGGCCUUCCUCCCCCUGGUGUUGACUUUCAUUAUUCGUUACCGCUACUACUUUGUGCUGUUCUACCGGGCGGUGCUAGUCAGGAUGUGGUAUGACUGUACGACGGGGCUGAGCAGGGAGGAGAGGGCCUUCCAGUACGUUCUGACCCACGCCAUCCCCGGCGACCCAGAAAGUAUCCUGGAAACCUUUGACCUCUGGUGCAGCAAGGUGGAGUUCAUCAGCAACAUCGGCCCCAAAAAAGGUAAGAUCAUGGACCGGAUUCUUUCUGAGCACUGCCCUCUGACCGUGCUGGAGCUAGGGUCCCACUGUGGGUACAGCACAGUGCGUAUCGCCCGGGCACUGCCCCUGGGUGCCAGGCUCUACAGUGUAGAAAUGGAUGCGAUAAACGCUGCCAUAGCAGAGAAGAUCAUACGGCUGGCGGGCUUCGACGAUGACACGGUGGAGCUGAUAGUGAGUCCGUCAGAUGAGGUAAUCCCAAGGUUGCGGGCAGACUACGGUCUGGAGCGGUUGGACUUUGUGUUCAUGGACCACUGGAAAAAAUGCUACCGUCCUGACUUGCAGGCUCUGGAGGGCUCUGGUCUGCUGGGAAAAGGCUCUGUAGUGCUUGCCGACAACGUCCUAUUUCCGGGUGCUCCUAACUUCCUCCGACACGUCCGCAAGAGUGGCCUCUACGAGUGGAAGAUCCACAGGGCCACUCUAGAGUACAGCAAGGGCAUCAGGGAUGGGAUGGCUGAACUUGUUUACCAGGGGAUCAAGUAGGGUGGGGGCAUAGUGACGGACACACUCAUCUGUUACCUAGACAUACGAGACUGAGGUUGGGGGCAACUUACUUUUGUUCUCGGAGCCUACUAGUCUUCUGCUAUUUUCUGCUUAGUGCCCCCUGCUGGUUGAAUAUCAUUCUGACAGUCUCUCACGUGUUUUACAGGUCUGUCUGUUGCAUUAAUAAAUCCAUUACAUACUUUCUCU
Messenger RNA from Oncorhynchus mykiss (rainbow trout), 1940 nucleotides. RefSeq names its product transmembrane O-methyltransferase (gene tomt). Lineage: Eukaryota; Metazoa; Chordata; Actinopteri; Salmoniformes; Salmonidae. Gene Ontology annotation, molecular function: catechol O-methyltransferase activity. Gene Ontology annotation, biological process: catecholamine catabolic process; dopamine metabolic process; developmental process. The record is from RefSeq and is a predicted model, not a curated record.